Molecule: messenger RNA, 893 nt
Organism: Frieseomelitta varia
Lineage: Eukaryota; Metazoa; Arthropoda; Insecta; Hymenoptera; Apidae
Gene: aay
Product: phosphoserine phosphatase
Exons: 6
Coding region: 172-891 (239 amino acids)
Biological process (GO): dephosphorylation; L-serine biosynthetic process
Cellular component (GO): cytoplasm
Molecular function (GO): L-phosphoserine phosphatase activity; magnesium ion binding
Source: RefSeq, a predicted model, not a curated record
UAAGUAAUUACACACACGCGUGUACGUAUAACUUACAUGUACAUAGAUAUCUUUGUUUAAUGGCAUAACUUUUAGAAAAAGACAAGUUCUGAUUAUUAAUAUAGUUUGAUACGCAGUGACGGUGAAAUUUUGUAAUUUAUGGUGAACUAUUUACCGAGUUGUACGGAAUAAAUGGCCAAUUUAGAUAGAUUACAAUUGAUAUGGAAGAAUGCGGAUGCCAUCACUUUCGACGUCGAUUCGACUGUGAUACAAGAAGAAGGAAUUGAUGAACUUGCAAAAUUUUGUAAAAAAGAAAACGACGUACUUGCCCUAACAAAUCGGGCAAUGCAGGGAGAUCUGACGUUUCGACAGUCUUUGACGGAAAGGUUGAACAUUAUAAAACCAAGCUUUACACAGAUAGAGCAAUUCCUGGCUUCCCGCCCGUUGAAACUCUCGCCCGGAAUCAAGACUUUGACGACAGCUCUACAAACUCGUGGAAAGCAGGUGUUUUUGAUAUCGGGCGGAUUUCGUUCUUUAAUUGCACCGGUUGCUGCGUUUCUUGACAUUCCAUUAGAAAAUGUUUUCGCGAACAGACUUAAAUUCUAUUACACAGGGGAAUAUGCAGGCUUUGACGAAGAUCAACCUACCGCGGCAAAUGGUGGUAAAGCAAAAGUAAUUGAACAUCUCAAAAAUGAAAAAGGAAUAAAGACUGUUGUUCAUAUUGGUGAUGGAGUGACAGAUUUAGAAACUACUUCAGUAGCAGAUUUGUUCAUAGGAUACGGUGGAAAUGUAAUCAGAGAGAAUGUCAAACAACAAUCACUGUGGAUGAUGAUAAUUACAGCACACAAUUUGUAUCUGUACAUAUCUACGAGGAUUCAUAUAGAAAAAUAUAUACUUCUCUGUAAGUUAUGAAA